AUAGAAUUGAGGACUUGAUUUCGCCUCGACUCUCGCUCAAACCUCCUUCACUCUUUUUCUUUUACCAUGUCCACUACUAUCGCUCAUUUCACAAGUUUCCAGCGCAAAUGGCUCCUUUAUAAGGACCCUUGUACGCGCAAAGUUAGAUUGAACUCUCUGGAGUGCGGUGGAUGCGGGGACAUAAUUAUCUGCGGUAACGAGUACGACCUGACGAGAUGGCUCAAGCAUCGAAGCUCAUGCACUGGAGUGGAAAUACUCGAGGAGACACAGUACUGGGAUCAUCCCUACUGUAAGUCGUACAGUGGCAGCUUCACUUCCUUGCCCACUCCACCCUCGGACCCUAACUCCCUACCAAGACGAUGGCCUUUCUUCGUGAGACUGGCGAUAUCUCUGCCCGUGCUUUUCAAAUGCCGUCCUUCGGGCCUAUCUCACUAGGACCAAGAAGAUCUGAGGACGUACUCUCUUCUAUUGUCGAAGCUCAUGUCUACGUACUUCUGCACGAUAAUUCGUAGCUUCUCCCGUUAGCAUCAUUUUGACUCCGAUAGGUGUCCUCCCUCACUCGUUAUACUCGAAUACUCUCUCUAUAUACCUCUUCACACUCAC
Messenger RNA from Coniophora puteana RWD-64-598 SS2, 603 nucleotides. RefSeq lists its product as uncharacterized. The transcript is spliced from 3 exons. NCBI's taxonomy places the organism in Eukaryota, Fungi, Basidiomycota, Agaricomycetes, Boletales, Coniophoraceae. The coding region runs from base 67 to 435 and encodes 122 amino acids. The record is from RefSeq and is a predicted model, not a curated record.